AUGGAACAUUCAUGUGUUCAAUUAAACGAUUUACCUGAUGAAGUUCUUUUGAUUAUUUUCAAAAAAUUAAAUAAUGUCAAAGUACUCUAUUCCUUAAUGGGUAUCAAUAAACGAUUAGAUAAAAUUUUACAUGAUUCUAUUUUUACUACUAAUUUAACAUUAUUGAAAUAUUUAUUAUAUGAUUCUAUUUAUUCAUUAUCUAAUUCAAUGCUUGAUCGAUAUUGUGUGGAAAUCUUACCUAAAGUUAAUAAUAAAAUCAAAUGGCUUAAUCUUGAAUCAUCAUCUAUGAAACGUAUUCUUCUUUCUGCAAAGUAUCCUAAUUUAUUUGGACUUGGUAUAUAUAAUAUUGAAAAGGAAACUACGUUGCGUCUCUUUACAGGUAAGAUAUUUUUACUUGAAAUUCCUUCAAUUAAUAUAUUAAAAUAA
Rotaria sp. Silwood1 is the source of this 426-nucleotide messenger RNA. The record is from the annotation of a GenBank genome assembly. NCBI's taxonomy places the organism in Eukaryota, Metazoa, Rotifera, Eurotatoria, Philodinida, Philodinidae.